GAAUUCUCGCCCAACUUGCCGAAAAUGCUGAUCGCGUACGGUCUCAAGUUCGAACAGCUCAAGGAGAAGGGGUCAGAAGCCGGUCGUGGUUUUGCGCGAACCGGUCGCCUCGUUCCAGUGCAAGGAGCACGAAGCAGCUCAAGACGCGAACGCCGACGAUGGACAGCGCGUCGGUGGAAUUUUUGGUCAAUGCGGGCUAGAAGACGCUCAAGACGGUAGAGAUUCCGAUGGAGGACCGGCUGGAGAACUUGUCGCUAACGGGGGAUGGCGGGGACGGUUGGAAGUCUUCCGCGAUAAGGCAGAAGAAUAUGGCCCAUUUGCUGCUGCAGGGACUUCACAGAGAGGACGCGGAAAUUCUGCGCAGCGUGUUCAGCAGGAACGAGCCAGCACGGACGAACGGACAUGACACCAGCAUUUUGAUUUUGAAGCUGGUCUUCUUUUUCGUCUUCUUCUUAUUUUUCUCGGCUUGCCUUCAGAACGCGAGCGCAAAUGUCAAAACAAAAUUUGUCAGUUUGCUCCACUUGACAGUUUGCUUUCAGAGUUUGAUUCAGAAUCGUCGAUUUGCGUGUUGCGUGUGUCAUGUCCGUUCGUCCGUGGUCGUAGAAAAUUCAAAUAAAAUGGGACGGAAGUGCGAGGUUUCGCGUGAUCCAACAAGCGAAACGGAAUGGAGCUAGGUGCAUUUUGCGGAAGAAGAUUUCCGGAUUCGGGGUCGACCAGGCAGAGGGCUUCGAUUCGGGACCGUUCCGCAAAUUGUUGGCUGUUCAUUUCUUCCCUCCCAUGUGGCUCAGGCUGGAACAAGCCGUUUUGUGGGAGAGGAUUUACGGCAUCAUGGACCGGGCCAAGGUCGUGGAACCGUACCGCGCAUGAGGAGUGGCUGGAAUCCGAGGACGAGAUGAACGAAAACCCCACCAGCCAAGUUGCCCUUGGACAUGCGAGCGAGUUGAACGAUGACCUUGGUGGCCCAUGUGACCAGGAGGACAAAGAAAAGUGAACCGGCAACUCUAACAGUACGAUCACUCCAGAUGGCGAGGACGUGUUUAACGGCAACCCGCUUGGUUCAGCAGAACUGUCUGUUUUCGUCCACGUUUGGUUGAAUUCCGAGGAGCAGUUGGAACCUGGCAGCUCGUACAUAAUCAUGAAUAGAAAAUAAAGCUGAAUAUGAUCAACCCCCUACGCCUAUUUCAAUCAACGGACGGAGCCAAAACUGAUACGUUCGCCCCGGAAGUCAUUGGUGCAUUAAAAAGUGAACCCUCGAUCGUGCUAGAAUGGAUGGGACAAGCGAUUAUCCAGAGUACUGGUACGCAGUGCGAUCAUCAUACUUGUUGAGCUAAUAAAAAAAGUGGGAAAAUCU
Molecule: messenger RNA, 1351 nt
Organism: Culex quinquefasciatus (southern house mosquito)
Lineage: Eukaryota; Metazoa; Arthropoda; Insecta; Diptera; Culicidae
Exons: 2
Coding region: 665-991 (108 amino acids)
Source: RefSeq, a predicted model, not a curated record